This is a messenger RNA of Ostrea edulis (European flat oyster), 8577 nucleotides long. Its product is annotated as rho GTPase-activating protein 7-like. Gene Ontology annotation, biological process: signal transduction; actin cytoskeleton organization; regulation of Rho protein signal transduction. The coding region runs from base 2815 to 7518 and encodes 1567 amino acids. The record is from RefSeq and is a predicted model, not a curated record. Gene Ontology annotation, molecular function: lipid binding; GTPase activator activity. The transcript is spliced from 15 exons. Lineage: Eukaryota; Metazoa; Mollusca; Bivalvia; Ostreida; Ostreidae.
CAUUCUCCUUAUGAGUUCAAAUCUGACAGUUGAAUUGUAUAAAAUUAAAUAACAGUCAAUGCAGAUGGAGAUUUAACUUUCUAAUCUAGAGUUCAUAAGGUGAAUUAAGGUUAAACCAAGGGGCUAAAAAAAAAAAUUCUUCUUCGACUGUGAUAUUUUGUGAUUUUCUUUUCUUUUUGGGAUCUUGUACCUGUGCAUACAAAGGGCAUGUUACUUUGUCAAGGAAAUUUAGAUUACCAGUUGAAAGUUUUACCUGUAUUGAGAAAGAUUAAAUUAGGUCAGAGCUAUUAAUUGAAGUUCUCUAACCGUAGGCAUACUAAUCAAGUCACUGGUUUUUGACUUUAGACCGAAAGUAUAUAGUGUAUCUAACCACAGUUGAAGUGUUAGUUCAACCAAAGGAGGGAGCAGGAUUCAAACGGUGUUAAAACUACAUGUUUUAAAAACUUUGGACUAAUGUGUACUGCCAAAAUGGAUGUUUUCAUCGGUUUAAAAAUGAUGUUGUGAAAAUGGAUCAAGGCGUAGCUUGUAUGCAUGAAAUAUGUUGACAUAAAACUUGAAUAGCUCUUACUAUAGUGGGCACCAUGGAUUAAUGAGCAUCAUCGGACCAAUUUUGUGGACAUUCCCGAGGAAAGGAAGAUUAUGCGAAUGUGUAAGACCUCCCUACUGUCUAAAUAUUAUGUGAAUGGUAAUACUGAGCAAACUUCCAGGGUCUAGAUGAAGUAGAAGCAUUUUAAGGGUCAUUGAAGCAAGUUAAAUUGUGCUAAAUGUUUUCUUUUGAGAUCAUUAUAGAUGGUUGGUUAGGUCAAGGUAGGAAUUUAAGAGACUGUCAUGGUUUACCUGCUCAUACCUAGGUGCUACUGUCUGACAAUCUGCUUUUAUGUGGAGUGAAUCUGUGGAAAGCUGGAACUUUAAUCAUGGUGAGAAACCUAAAAUGUGUCACUUUUUCGUGGAGAUGGUGUUUUUGUUCAGCACAAAAUUAAUGACUUGCCAUCUUACUCCAACGUGUGUAGAUUUAAAGAAGUUAAUCUGUGUCUUUGUGUGACAAUGAAAAAGUGACACUGCUGAGGUUUCUGAUUGACUUUGUAAAGCUGUGCUGGGCCAUUUUAAGCAGAGAGAAGGAAAUAUUUGUAAUGUGGUUUUAAAGUGAUAUUGCUGAUGCAACACAUGUGUAUAGGACUGACUUUUACCUGUGCAGGUAACAUUAGAGGACAGGUAAAGCGACACCAGCAUCAGGUGGAAUGGGAUGUUAAGAUUGAAAGGAGGACCUGUACUCUUCUAUGACAAACUUGUGAGAUCAAAUUAACAUAUUAAAUGGCGUGUGUGCGUUAGAUUCAUUUUGACAAUAGAAGUAUCAUUUUUCAUACUUUAUGUGCAAAGAAAAGAAUUCACAGGGAUGAUCUGCAUGCACAUGAAGAUACCUGUGUGAAAAAUAUAUUUGAAGACAAUAAUGAAAUGUGGCAUAUUUUCUACUUGACUUGAAGUUUGGACUAUCUGAAAGUUUGUCCAUUAUCAUGAAAUUGGACUGCUAUAAAUUAUUCAUGAGCCCAGUUCUUAAAUUGUGAAGUUGAGGGAAGUGCACACUCCUUGCUAGUACUUGACAAUUCUGAAUUGUAGCUGUGUCUACACGAGGUAGAUAGGAGGUGACCCUUGAGUUACAUGCAUGCUGAGGAGAGGACUAUAUUGUAAAGUUAUUUGACAGGUAUUAUAACCGAUUGAUAAUGUGUUGUAUCAUAGAACUUUAUCUGGACACUGAGUCAGUUAUCAUUGCAAUGACAUCUUGGAGCUAACGAAACAACAGAGGACAUCUUUUGGUUUUCCAUACCAUCGAGUUUGUGUAGUUACUCACAGAAUGUUUCAAGUUCUCAAUGACGUGUUUGAAGGAAGUCCAUGCAGAAUCCAAUGACAAGAUAGUCAAUGUCUGCCUAAUACAUCUGCAUCAUUUGAAAGUGUAUUGGAGAAACAACUGUAACUGAUCUAUAUUGAUCCUCAUUACCAGCUGUGAAUUUACCAGCAAGGACCCCUGACGUGGAGACUAGGAUUUCAGCCACAGUCCUAUCAAUAGAUAAAGUAUUGAUGAGAGGUAUUUUAUAGUGAAACAGGACCGGAUUGUGUAAUAAAACCCAUUACUGGAAUCAAUUUGUUCAAUGAUUGAUGAAGUAAAAAUCUAUAUAUGCUGAAUGCGAUUGUCUGAAAAGGCAGGAAAAAGUGUUUCCAUUUACAAGGGCCACUGUCCGUGGGAUGAAGCUGAGCACGGAGUAUCUGGAAUUCAUCUUGUUCUUUCAUGGAGGGGAUUGCUAAUGGUCCCAUUUCCUCAUUCUGUUGGAAUACACUGAAAUAGCCUUCAUUGCUGUGGUUAUUGACUCCCAAAUUCUUCAGAUUAUUUCAUGACCAGAACAUUGUUUUCUUUAAUGGACUCUGCAUACUGAUUUCUUGUCAUGAAUUAGCAUAUAAACUUACAUAAGCCAAAUGGUGUAAAUUUAUGGGUCAUUUGCAUAUAAUGCAUAAUCUCUGUGUAACAGUGGGUCUGUUUGCUGUGCAGUCAUGGAUUUAUCUGUAGUGGGAUUUAUCUAGAUUUCUCUGACAUUGAAUACAAUGACAAGGACAAGAUACUUCAUAUUAAUGGAAAUGUGUUUACAGAUGAAUUAAAAUAUCUCUGGACCAUUAAUUACACUCUACAUACAGUGAAGGAUGUUAUUGUGAUGGUGCACAAGCUGUCACAUUAAGGAUGUGAUUCAGUGGACAAUUUGAAGUGGAAAGCAUCUUGUAUUGUUAUCAUCGGGUCAGUCUUAUAUUGGAUAUCUAUACAGGAACAACAUGGAUUGGUCAAAUCCUAAGGUGCGAUUCCGAGACACCUCUCGAUUAGUGUUUCAGGAGUUACAGGAGAGACAUUUAGUGGGAAGGAAUUCCAUGAAAUUUUUUGAAUUUGAACUGCAACAUUCCAUCUCUGAAAGCGAGGACAAAAACAUUAAUAAUUCUGCUAGGAGCCUCACAGACAGUGCCCCCGUCAGUCCAGCUUUCCCCCCAUCGGUAGACAGAAGUGAACACAUCAUCCAGGAGACCCUCAAAGAACACAAGGCUCUGAAUAGGUCUAACACCUUACCAGUUCUACCACAGCCCCACCUGAAGUUGCGACGGAGCUUUAGUGUCACUGAUAAUUACUCUGAGGAGGAACCUAAUUUUUACAUUGAAAGUAGCGAUAAAAAUCAAACAAAAGUUAUUGAAAACUCUAAUGUGAAUCUGAAGAAUUCUCUUAGUCCUCGCCAUACUCGAAGCUUGUCAACCACUGCAGUACAGACCUCAUUUGAUGAAAACAGUAACCCAUUUGAAGAUACAGAAGUGUUCAGCAUUUACAGUAGUCGUGUAUCACAGGGAACUAACACUACAGACUCCUUAGAAAGGCCACGGAAACGAAACAAAAGUGUGGGAGAUGUGGAGAGCAAAAUUCCGGUCAAAAAGCCAACAGACUUUCCACAAAAACUAAUCAGAGGAAACAGGAUGGGUACAUUUCUCCAUGAUCAGUCUCCAGAAAUGCAGGUAUUGGUGGCAUCCACGAGUCCUGUUCUGUUUCGCAGAAAACCUUCUGCUAAGGGGAGAAACCGGCCCAGGUUGCCAGCCAAUGAGAUCUAUUGUAACAAUGCACAGAACAUGGUCAACAAUAUGGACACAAUUGAAAUGGAGAGAGAACUUCAAAGACAGGAGGAAAUGUUCUUAAAGAAGGAUAUGUCUCAAACAUGGCAUGGCUCAACUGGCAACAAGUGGAAGAAAUUAUAUGCCCCAGUUGUAGAGCAACUGACCAAUGGACACAUAGAUAAUGGUUACCAAACUCUACCCUCAAAAUCAUCACUUCUGGAUGAAAUGCACAAGAAAUAUUGUGCCUACCAGUACAAAAAUAAACAUUUGUCAAAUGCUACAAUGAAUGGAACACUCCCCCCCAAAUUCCAGUCAAGCCCCCCACCCCCUGACCGUAUGAAGUCGCGCUCAUGGCUUCUUCAGCAUUACACAAUUCCUAUUCCUGUGUCCUUGGCCUCCUCACCAGACAGUCCUGAUUUAAAAAGAAAAUUAGGGAAACCUCUUAAGAAAAACAAAACCAAUGGUAAUGAGGAUGUUAAGCAGGUGGCAAGUCCUAGUGAAGAGAGAGAUGUCAAAAAUACUAGCCAGGAACCCAAAAAACAGCUGGAUUUGAGGGAAAAUGUCCAGAUGAGAAGAAAAGUGCCUAUUAUGAAUGUUCAGAGGACAAAGUCAGAGGAGGAAAUAGAAGCAGUAGAGGCAUGUCGAUGGUUGAAGGAAGCUGGAUUUCCCCAGUAUGCUCAGAUGUACGAUGAAUGCCAGUUUCCAGUUGACAUUUCAAGUGUAGAAAAAGACCAUGAUUUCUUGGACAGGGACUCGAUGCAACCAUUGGUGAGACGGCUCAGUACUCUUAACAAAUGUGCUGUCAUGAGAAUAGGAACACCCUCAAAAAAACUGGGUGACGAAUCAGAUGAUGAAGAUCAGUGUGCACUCAGUGACAAAUGGAAGUAUCAACAUAACAUCCGUCGAUGGUCUCGCAAGGAUCUGAGCAGUCCAUCAUCUGAUGGGCAACCUAUGUCACCCACCGUCAAAUCCAGCUCUAGCAACGACAGUCUACUAACUGACCAGAACUCCAGCAGUGAGACAGGUGACAGUCCUAUCCUCGACUCCAAAAUGCAUCAUGAGAAAAGUGUGGCUAGUGAUGACUAUUUUGGGGUAAAAACUUUAGCUCCCCAAGAUCAUCUUAAUCCUUCCACUAGGGCCCUGAGUCCUAGACUCCGUAGGGCUGCAAGUGAAAGGAUCAAAGGAGCUAAAAAUUUCCUUAAAAGGAUGGAAAGUUUUAAAAGUCGGAAAACUCGACGAAUUCCUAGAAAUGGAAAUGUAGAAAUCAGUGGACCUGUGGUUAUGGACACAGAUGGAAUGCAGGCUAAAAUUAAGCAUCUGAACUGCAAAGAGUUAAGUCCAUCCAGUGAGGUUCCACCAUCAAUUCCAACUGAGGACAAAAUUGUUCCAACAGAACCUUGGUCAGACAGUGCUACAAAUUACAACAGUGACACCAGUGUCUCCCCACAGACUUCGGUCUCCCUUCAGGAGAUCAGCAAUCCCAGUAGUGCUUUGAAUUCUACCUUGAAGUCCUUACAGGACACCAGCCAGUCCUCCACAGAACUUCAUACCUCAAAGAAAAACUCCCCCUCCAUGCUUUCAGGGCAUACACAUCUUAGAAAACCUAACUUGGCAUGGAAAAAUAUAAGUGACUCUGAACUCUUUUCAUCAGAUACUUCUCCAUCAGUGUCUUUUAAGCUCCCAGAUGACCACAAACCAGGUACGUUUCCCAAAGUGUUGUCCACCGGGUACGUGCAGCCUGAGAGAGGUCAUGACAUCAACAGUAGGACUGGCAGUAUUAGUCUGGGUAGUGAAAGGAAAGAUGAGACUGUAAUUAGUGGUGCCUCUAUCAAAAGACGCGGAUCCGCUGGUCCUAGACUGGACUCCCACAGGGUCAGUGUGUACGACAAUGUGGAACCAGAAGAAGAUUUAGAGAGUGCCCAAGAAGAGCUGGACUUGAUUCUCAGCAAAGUGUUUGAGGACAUCAAUGUUCUGAACAGGGCCAUUUAUGGUGAAGAUGCAGAAAUAUUAGAGCCCCCUACCUCUUCUCACAAUUCAACAGUAAAUAAGUCUGAUGAUGAGAGCCAUCUUUCUCUGAAGAACUUAAGUGCUUUGGAGACAGAUGACAGUUUGAAUGGUAAUGAAGACCCGGAUGUAACAAGUCGAACCAACUCCUCACCGGAUACCAGUGAUCAUGACAUCACAACUGGCGAACUGUCACAUGACGAUUCUGCAGAAAACAUUGAAGGACGUGAGAGACGAGACUCGGGAGUAGGGUCUUCCCUUACUCGUGCUCCAAGUGACAGAAGAAGACAGAGAAUCCGUUGGCAUAGUUUCCAGAAAUCUCACAGACCGAGUGUGAGCGGGAGAAAUACUCACAUUAGUAGUCUGUCUGUGUGUCAACUCAUGGUGCUACAAAAACUUUCCUUGUGUCGUUUGACAGGCCUCAUAGAAAAAUACUCACCUAAUCGCUCAGGAUGGAACUGGAGCAUGCCAGGAUUCAUGAAACGACACAAGACCCCAAAUUACAAUGACCGCAAUGUGUUUGGUGUUCCCCUGCUUGUGACUUUACAAAGAACUGCACAACCCCUUCCUCAGUGUAUGCUUAGUGCUAUGCGAUAUCUCAGGAAAACAGCCAAAGAUGCUGUUGGAAUUUUCAGAAAAUCAGGUGUGAGGACCAGAAUUCAGAAACUUAAGAAUGAAGUUGAAGCUAACCCAGAGUCGGUGAACUUUCAAGAACUUCAGGCUUAUGAUGUGGCAGACUUGCUGAAGCAAUACUUUCGUGAAUUACCAGAGUGCUUGUUAACAAAUAAGCUCUCAGAAGUUUUCAUUAACAUCUUUAUAUAUUUGCCUAGUGAGCAGCGCCUUGAGGCCCUGCAGUCUGCCGUUGUCCUACUUCCUGAUGAGAACCGUGAAGUCUUGCAAUCUCUACUAUUCUUCCUAUUCGACAUUUCGACACAGGCUGAUGAACAUCAGAUGACAGCCAGUAAUUUGGCAGUGUGCUUUGCUCCAUCCUUGUUCAACAUGAGUGGGACAAAGAGCGUGACCCAAAGUCCGAGUCCACGAAGGCCGAGGAAGAAUUUAGGAGUACCAGAUGCAAGGGAACUUCAGGAACAGAAAGCAGCACACGAGUGUCUGACAGCUUUGAUCCAAGAGUGCAAGAAGCUUUUCAAUAUUCCUACAACAAUGAUGAGCAAAUGUAGAUUCUCAUACAUAGAACAAGGUGACCCAGUGUCUUUAGAGGAAUUUAACAAGCGCUCAUCAGAAGAUGACCAGCUGGGAUAUCACAAUUAUAUGGACACUGCCAUCCAAGGUCUGUUAAAGGAAUCCAGGGACAAGUUCAAGGGCUGGGUGUCUCUUUACUCUGUCCCUACCAAUGUGGACUUGUCCUACAAAAAGGUGACAGACGGUCAUCCACUCAGGUUGUGGAGAUGUUCCACUGAAGUGGAAGCACCACCCUAUGUGGCAUUGGAUCGGGUCAAAGAUGAGAGACAUAUUUGGGAUGAAGAUCUGAUUAAAUGGAGGUCAAUAGAAAAAUUGGAUUCCCAGACAGAAGUUUUCCAGUACACACAGAGUUCUAUGGCUCCUCAUCCUGCCAGGGACUUCUGUGUUCUCAGGUCUUGGAGAACGGACCUUCCAAAGGGAUCAUGUGCAUUGGUAUCCACAUCAAUUGAGCAUCCCCAGUCUGAGCUGAAUGGGGCCAUUCAGGGAGUGGUGCUUGCUUCCCACUUCCUUAUUGAGCCCUGUGGGUCCGGGAAAUCCAGAGUCACUCAUAUCAGCCGCAUAGAUAUGAGAGGGAGAACCCCGGAAUGGUACAAGAAAGUUUACAGUUACAACUGUGUGAAUCAAAUGGAGAGAAUUAGGGAUUCACUAAAACAAAGUACAGAUGGACCAGAGUCCACAGUAUGAGGAUUUACCACUGUUUCUGAUGAUCAUGGAUCUCCUAACACAGAGAAUCAGAGUCAGUGAAGAAUGUGUUAUUUUCCAGUAAAAACAUCACAAUCAGCAAAAGGAAGUGCCAUUAACUUUGAUGAAAUUGGAGUGUGACAGAGUUCUGCAAUAGAACAGACAGUAAACCACACUUUCUUGCAUCUGUGAUGUUCUGUACAGUGCCGACUCGAUAGAGAUAAUCAACUUCUGACUGAUGUGGUCAGUCUUUGUCUGCAAGGCUAACUACAUGACAAUCUAGUGCUUUUGUAGAACAUUCCUUACAAACUACAGAGGAGGGCAAAAUGUGUUCAUUUAUAGCAUUACUGUUGAACUGUGUAGAAGGGGACCUGUUAGUUCAUAGAUUAGCAUCUAAAAACAAGAUGGUGGGCAGUCCCCACUGUUGCCAUAGAGAAGGCAGCAUUUUGUCUGUUGGUAACCAUAGGAGCCAUGCUAGUCAUGUGACCUGAUAUUAUUCCAUGGGAGUAGAAAACUUGCAAUAUUACAUGUACUAAAUGCAUUUAUGUGUUGUUCUGUGCCAUGUUUUUAUUUGUACUCUGUUGUAGAUAUUUGUCCAGACUUUUAAGAAUGUAUCUGUAUAGAAGUCAUAGUUUUAAUGAUACAUGUAACUCUGAAUAAGCAUGUUGUCAUAUGUGAACAUUGAGUGUUGCAGAAGAUUUUUGGUUUGUAAUGGAGUGCAAGGAAAGAAGGAAAGAUUGUAGGCAUUAUCUUUCUUGCAAGCAUGACCUAGUGUGAAAGAGACAAACCUUGUAUCUGCUGCAGUGUUCUGCAUCCUGCUAUAAUAAUCAAACCAGGUCAUACCUCAUAUCAAUGCUCCUCCUUCCCCCCAAGUCAGGUCAAAAUGACCAUUCAUUAUACAUGGAGAUGGCCGUUUCAUGAUGCAUUUAAUGUGGUUGUGAUACAUUGUAAAGUUUGUGAAAUAUUCAUGAUUGAUAUUAUUCCCACAUAAAAACAACUCAUACGAUAAGUACAAUCUCAAAUAAAACCUUUACCUUGUAACUAAUUAAUAAAGAAAAGAAA